ACACCUGUCGUCAGCUACGAUCGAUCCGAAGCUCGAUAGCUAGCUUAGCUCUGAAUAGCUCCGACCUCAUCACUCUCCGUAGCUGCGAUACCUUGCUACUAUUGCAGUUAUUUCCGGGAAUCCCAUUUCGAAACAUUCGACAGUAUCGCUCGCGCAAAGCAAAUCUCAUCACGGAAAUUCCUCGUCGCAACAAUGAAGUUCCUCCCUCUUCGCAAACUCGACCCGAUAAAUCGCGCGUUGGUGUUCGACACCCACGAUUGUCGCGUCAUCGGCGGCUGCGAAAUAUACACGACAAAGGCCGCUGGCGGCGAUAAAAAGCUGUACAAGUCAAUCUCAAAUACUUUGACUUCUCGCUACGAGACAGACCUGCGACUCUCCGAGGAGUUGUCACCACCCACGGAUUCGAAGCUGCAGAGUAAGGCUGUAUACCAGACCUUGCACUCGCCAUUCGGACCGCUCGACCAGGUCUCGGCUAGGAAGACUUUCGCGUACAUGAUCGCGACACUGAACGCUUCACACCCCGACUACGACUUCUCUAGUGUUCUCCGGCCCACCGAUUUUCGGAGGGAGAAGAACGUGCGCACCGUCAUCAACACGUUCAACACGACGCUAUUCAACCUCGGCGUGAAUGUCGGGAAUACCAUACCCCGCAUGUGGGAUACGAUAGACUCCGAGAUGGAUCUGACGGAUUGCAACAUCUACUCGUACUCACCCGACAACGUAUCGGACGAUCCCUACGGCGAGGAGGGAUUGAUCUGGAGCAACAUCUAUUUCUUCUUCAAUAAGAACAAGAAAAGAGUGUGCUACCUCUACCUCCGCGGCAUCUCAGCGCUCAGUCACUCUCCGGCUGAAACGGGAGUGUGGGGUCUCAACGGUGUCAGGAGCGGCACAAUGGGAGAGUCCGACAGCGGCGACGAAGCAGAUAUGUGGUCAGACAGCAAGAGCAUCUGGGGCGAUGACGGCGGAUACGACGAUAUGGUUGAAGGAAUGGAGAUGUGAGAAACAUGUUCCAUGUGAAGGUCAGGGAAUGGGGUGGCGUUCUGCUUGAUUUGGGUUGGACGCUACCAUUGAGUGCUUGCUUUCUU
Tricharina praecox is the source of this 1085-nucleotide messenger RNA. Its product is annotated as Maf1 regulator-domain-containing protein. Gene Ontology annotation, cellular component: nucleus. The record is from RefSeq and is a predicted model, not a curated record. The coding region runs from base 193 to 999 and encodes 268 amino acids. Lineage: Eukaryota; Fungi; Ascomycota; Pezizomycetes; Pezizales; Pyronemataceae. The transcript is spliced from 3 exons. Gene Ontology annotation, biological process: negative regulation of transcription by RNA polymerase III. Gene Ontology annotation, molecular function: RNA polymerase III core binding.